Molecule: messenger RNA, 3190 nt
Organism: Procambarus clarkii (red swamp crayfish)
Lineage: Eukaryota; Metazoa; Arthropoda; Malacostraca; Decapoda; Cambaridae
Product: repetitive organellar protein
Source: RefSeq, a predicted model, not a curated record
UAGUAGAUAGGGAAGCACCUAGGCAGACUGGUAGUGAAAUACCCUGUCAGGCAAGCACCCAGACGUCAGGCCGGCAGUGGAGCACCCAGACAGGUAAACAGAAAACCAUUCAGACAGACUGGCAGUGAAGUUCAAUCCAUUUUUUUUUUUAGGUAAACCACUACCAGAGAGACUGUGGUACACGGGUGUAUUAUGAAGGAAAAAAUAAGGCCAGAGAGAGAGACAAAUAUCCUGAGUGAUAGAUGAAGCUAUUCAACCAUUACUGGACCUGGACAAAUUCGAACCCACCGAGUUUUUAGUAUCAUUAAACCAAAUUAGAAGCGAUUCCAUUAAGGAAAUGUUUUUGCUAGCAGACGGCCAUCCUAAUACAUCACAACGUCACCCGGUUAAUUACAGGUGGUGAAACUUCAUAGUGAUGGUGAAGAAUCAGGGAGGUCCCUCAUGGAGCUCACCUUCACCUCUCAGUCAUAAACGUGAUCUUGGGAACAAUGCCGAGAUGAGUCAUGUUCACCUGGAAAUUGAAGACGAGUCAUGUUCACCUGGAAAUUGAAGACGAGUCAUGUUCACCUGGAAAUUGAAGAUGAGUCAUGUUCACCUGGAAAUUGAAGAUGAGUCAUGUUCAUGUUCGCUGUGACCUCGCUGGCAAUCGCCAUCAUUUACACCUAAUCCUCUCCUUCUCAUCAUCAAUCCUCAAUCCUCAAGGUGCUCGAUAAAUCAUAGAAUCUUGCAAGACCCUAACUUAGACGAAUUAGUUAACUUACUCUUGGUUGACAUAGACACUUUCUAAAAGAUACAUGCUAAAACCAGGUUUUAUCCCUAUAUCCACGUAACUUUUAAUAGAAAUGUUAACAAGAAGUGCUGGGGUAUUAAGCUGAUCAAAAUGUGAGAAUGAACGCUUCUUCUGUAAGUGCAGCACUAGAGGACAGUGUUAUCAUGGCUUCAGGAGCUCCACUUAGGAUAGUUAACAAUACAGAUUUCCUGACAGUGAAUUCAACAUCCGAAUACAACUCCUAUGAAAUAUUACCAACAGAUCGCUCCUGUGACUGUGAACGUGACACUGAAAGAACAUUCUUUGCCGCCUUCAUUGCUACGCUUCUCCUCUCUCUAGCUCUGUUUCUAAUUCUUGUAAUCACUGGAAUUGUCCUCAAAACAAGGAAUUGUCUUAUUAAGUCUUUGAGUAAGAAUUCUCCUGACAGUGGCAUCAAUUUAGGAAAAUACCCUUCAAACGAGGUCACAGUACCUCUGCUCGGCUAUUUAAAGGACAGCGGCCCAUGUGUUGCACUAGAAAGAAUGAUUGGUCUAGUUUCAUUGUCACUUCGUGCCAAAACGUUACUGCACAAAAACUUAAUUGCAGAAAUAAAUAGACAAUUUGAAUUGAAACUUACUGAGAUGAAACAGGAUACUCGAGACCAAGAAACUCAGCUAGGAUCAUCUAAAAAAGCGGAGCUCAAACGCUUAGAAAUGAUUUUCAGUGGAAAAAUGAAAAAAUCAAACAGUGGCAACUGGGAUAAGGUUAAGCAGAUUCUAGAACAAAUAAGAACUGAAAAAGAAAAACUGAUUAACGUGAAGUACCAGGAAAAAGUUUACAACCUGCAACACCACGACGAUGUGCAGAAGCUUCACUUUAAAAUUAGCACCGAGAGACAAAACAGAGAGUUUGGGAUUGAAUUAAACAAGCUAGCGAGAGAGACUCUAGAGCAAUGGCGUAAAAUUGUCAAUAAUAAUGAAGGUAUGAAUCCAGCUGCUCUUCCUUCGAUACUGUUUCUUCUACUUGAAGGCUUACUACAGGAUGAACUGAAUCAUGUUAAUACUAAACACGGAAAUCAACUUCAAAAUAAAGGUAAUAAAUACCUCAGAGACCUCGAAAAAUUGCAAGAAAACUUUACCAAAAAAUGCGUUGACUUAGAAACUUGCUACAAAGAAAACUGCAAUAGUAUCAUUAGAGACCAAGACAGAGACCUAGCUUCCUCACCCUGGAAUGAAGGAAAACUAAUGGAACAAGUGAAGGAAUUGUAUGACUUCAGAACGCAAAUACUUGAUGUCAAAUUAAGUUUAGAUAUGAAGAAGACCCAAGACAAGUAUUCUGAGGUCACACUGAAGCUUCGUCACCUUGACAGUGUUAUACAACUUCAGAACGAGCAUCUUGAAGAUCUGGAGAAAGUCAUAACAUUAAUUAUAAAAUCUCAAAAGAUCUACGUUCAAGUUUUGAUCCAUCUACAUAAAGGAACGGAACUUAAGAUCGAUGGGCAACGACAAGACACCGAGAUGCCAUGGCAGGAAGAGGCUGAAACAGUGGAUUCAUAGCGGAAGCGCUAUGAAUAAAAAGAGUGAACGGGAAAAUGUAAAUAUCUUACCAAAGAAUUUCACAAAAGCUUGUGCUUUCAAACCCAUAGGUGCCGAGAAAAUAUGAUAAAGAUGGAGUUAAAGAAUAUGCUCUUGAUUUUCUGAUAUCAUAUAUUGAAAUUUUGUCUACAAAUGCAAGUAGCGUGAGACUAUAUUUUUGCAGAAUGAGGCUCUAAUUUUAAGACAUCAAUUAAACUAUAUAUUGUAAUUCAGAUUUUGUGUUUGAUGCACCAUAAUUAUUCUCAUUUUGCAUAUGUUAUAUCUGCAUUUUUUUUUUAAAUAGGAGAUUAAUCAAAGCUUCCAGUAAAUUUUAUUAUUUGUAAAUUAAUACUUAAGGUCACGUUUGAAUUCAUUACAGAGAUUGGCAAUAAAAUAUGUUGUAAUACUAAUUAACAGACUGCAAUCUCAGUCACCAGAAAUUUAUGAAGAAAAACAAAGUAAAAUGCCAACAAUAUGCAAUAAACAUAAUGUAAAUAUAAUGAGUGAUUUAAAUCUGCCAAGGUCAAAGAUUUUCAUGUACAUGGUAACUAUAAUUUAAAUGUGCAGAUGUACUAUAUGGAUAAAAAAGUCAUCAUCGAUAAAAUACAUAACAGAUAUAAAUUAAAAAUGAGGAAAAACACUAAGUUUGAAAAUUAUAUAGAUUACAAUCAAGAAAAUUCACCAAAAUACAUCUCGAGUUUUAAUACCAAAGUAAGAAUAAUAUAACUCAUAAAUACGAUGUGAAUACAACUAACACAAACGUUGAUUUAAAAUCUUAAAUUAUCGAAACAUGUUUUAUUGCUAAGCUGAUGUCAAAAACAUCUGCCAAACAUAAAUGGUGGAACAAAAAAAACAUGGUUUUGCUCAA